UUCCCUCUCCAAACCCAAAAAUCUCUCACUGUCGUUCCUUACUAACACAUCCCCUUGCGUACGUUAGCAUCUCGAAACCCAUUUCAGUAGAGAGAGAAACCGAAAGAGAAAGAGAAAGAGUAUUAAGCUAUUUUUUUGUUUUGUUUAGAGAGAGAAAGAGAAGACGAUAAUGGCGUCGCCGACGAGAGUAGAUCUGGAUGGGAAUCCGAUUAAGCCAAUGACGAUAUGCAUGAUCGGAGCUGGUGGUUUCAUUGGCUCUCACCUCUGCGAGAAGCUCAUGCACGAAACUCCUCACAAGAUCUUGGCCCUUGAUGUCUACAACGACAAGAUCAGGCACCUCCUUGAGCCUGAGACUGCCGAAUAUGCUGAUCGUAUCCAGUUUCACCGACUCAACAUCAAGCACGAUUCUCGGCUUGAAGGCCUCAUCAAGAUGGCAGAUCUGACGAUAAAUCUUGCCGCGAUCUGUACGCCGGCGGACUACAACACACGCCCGCUCGACACCAUUUACAGCAACUUCAUUGAUGCUCUUCCUGUGGUGAAGUACUGUUCGGAAAACAAUAAGAGGCUCAUUCACUUCUCUACCUGUGAAGUGUAUGGGAAAACGAUUGGGAGCUUUCUUCCCAAAGACAGUCCUCUUCGUCAGGAUCCUGAGUAUUAUGUUCUCAAGGAAGAUGCAUCUCCCUGCAUCUUUGGCGCUAUUGACAAGCAGAGAUGGUCUUAUGCAUGUGCAAAGCAACUGAUUGAGAGGCUGAUUUAUGCUGAGGGUGCGGAAAAUGGUCUCGAGUUCACUAUUGUGAGACCUUUCAACUGGAUUGGUCCUAGGAUGGACUUUAUUCCCGGGAUUGAUGGCCCAAGUGAAGGUGUUCCAAGGGUUCUUGCUUGCUUCAGUAAUAAUCUCCUACGCCGAGAGCCUCUCAAGCUUGUGGAUGGUGGUGAAUCCCAGAGAACUUUUAUCUACAUAAAGGAUGCUAUUGAAGCUGUUCUUUUGAUGAUUGAAAAUCCUGCUAGGGCCAACAGUCACAUUUUCAAUGUGGGCAACCCUAACAACGAAGUUACUGUCAGGCAGCUCGCCGAGAUGAUGACUGAGGUUUAUUCCAAGGUAAGUGGUGAACCACCAAUAGAUUCUCCUACCGUGGAUGUAACCUCCAAAGAAUUCUAUGGAGUGGGAUACGACGACAGUGAUAAGCGAAUUCCCGACAUGACCAUCAUCAAUAAGCAGCUUGGGUGGAACCCGAAGACCUCACUUUGGGACUUGCUUGAGUCGACUCUUACAUACCAACAUAGGACAUAUGCUGAGGCAAUCAAGAAGGCGAUUGCUAAACCAUCUGGAACCAACUAGACGAAAAAUUCAUCUUGGGUGGCACUCAAAGGAGGGUUUCUUUCUUUCUUGCUUAGGUUUGCUGUCGUUUAUCAUCAUCACCAUCAUCCUCCUGUGUUUCCUAUAAUUCUUUUUUUAAGAAUGUGAAGAUAUAUAUAUAUCUUGAUCAUGGAAUCGAAUAUACACUACAAUUUUAUUCUUUUUUUUUUUAUAACUUCUUCUCUAUGGUGUCGUUAGUCCUAGCAAUAGUUCAUCAUCACUGGUAGAAAGAAAGGACCAGAAAUAUCAUAUAUCCUAUUUAUAUGUGCGUGACUAAAAGAAAUGUUUCCUACUAAAAUUUUCAUUUUGGGCUAAACGACAAUCUGUGGGCCAACCAACUUCUUAUACCGAGGGAAAAGCUGUCGUUUCUCUCUUGAUUUUUUUUCUUCUUUUGUUUUUCAAGGAUGGCUAUAUUACUUUUGUUGAAGGCUGUGUUGUAUUUUUUAUUUAGUUUGACCUCUUGAGGCUGGGUAAAUUAUUAUUAUUUAUUAAAAUCUUC
Humulus lupulus (European hop) is the source of this 1856-nucleotide messenger RNA. RefSeq names its product UDP-D-apiose/UDP-D-xylose synthase 2. NCBI's taxonomy places the organism in Eukaryota, Viridiplantae, Streptophyta, Magnoliopsida, Rosales, Cannabaceae. The record is from RefSeq and is a predicted model, not a curated record. Gene Ontology annotation, molecular function: carboxy-lyase activity. Bases 170 to 1339 code for a protein of 389 amino acids. The transcript has 9 exons.